Molecule: messenger RNA, 2301 nt
Organism: Betta splendens (Siamese fighting fish)
Lineage: Eukaryota; Metazoa; Chordata; Actinopteri; Anabantiformes; Osphronemidae
Gene: fip1l1b
Product: FIP1 like 1b (S. cerevisiae)
Exons: 16
Coding region: 206-1873 (555 amino acids)
Cellular component (GO): mRNA cleavage and polyadenylation specificity factor complex
Molecular function (GO): RNA binding
Source: RefSeq, a predicted model, not a curated record
CGGGCGCUUAACGACCUCUUCCGGGUUCACGUUGACUCCAAGCAGGUUGGAGAUGAAUUGAUGAAGGCUUAACUUUUUGCUCGUAACUGCGUUCCUUUGUUGACGGAUGUCGUUUACCGUGCGCCGUUAGGAUUUAGGAGCGUCGCCGAGUGUUUUGUGCUGUUUGCCGGUUCAACCUCUCUCCCGCCCGCCUCGUUAGCUAAACAUGUCUGCGGAGGAAGCGGACAAAACAACCACCACUGAUGCCAGCGCUGGAGACGAGGAGGAGGAAUGGCUGUAUGGGGAUGAGUCUGAGACUAAAGACGACGAUGAGGAAGCCAAACUCAACGCUGCAGUCAGUGCACCUGUUGAUGCUUCCACAGAGGAUGUGGCUGAACAUGCUACAGGGAAUGGAGUAGCCUCUGAGGCUACAGGUGAAGCCACAGGUGAAGAUGCGGACAGUGACAGCGAUAGUGACGAUGAUGAUGAUGAUGUCCGUGUCACUAUUGGGGACAUAAAGACUGGGGCACCACAGUACACACCUUAUGGUGCUCCUCCUGUAAAUCUCAAUAUAAAGACAACAGGCUCCAGACCUUAUGGACAAGUGGCCACAAAGAUGAAGGGAGUGGACCUGGAGGCUUCUGGAAACAUUAAUGGAGUUCCAGUUCUGGAGGUGGACAUGGAAUCCUUUGAAGAGAAACCCUGGAGGAAGCCAGGAGCGGAUCUGUCCGAUUACUUUAACUACGGCUUCAAUGAAGAUACAUGGAAGGCCUAUUGUGAAAAACAGAAGAGACUACGUAUGGGUCUGGAGGUCUCAGUUGGCUCAGUGACGAGCAAGAUCACUGUUCAGCAAGGCAGGACAGGUAACGAGAAGGACAUUUCCAGUUUGCCUAUACACACUUCAAAACCAGACUUCACGUCCCCCGUCAGCAUGUACAAGUCUGCUGUCAGUCAAGUCACAAGGAUCUCUCCCCCUCAGUGGACUGGCCCACCUGCUCAGGACAUGUCCUAUUAUACGAAGACGAGCGGUACCAUAGAUGUCAUCGGUGGGCAGACGGCCACCAUCAGCAGAGUUGAAGGGCGACGCAGGCACAACCUGGAUGGCAACAAUAUCCAGGUGAUCUCUGAACACUCCACAUCAGAGGCCGAACCUGCAGCGGCAAAGAUUCCCACAUUCUUCCCCCCUGGCUCACUUCCUCCAAACAUCCCCCCACCGCCGUUCCUCCCUCCUCCACCAAACGUCAGUGCUGCACCUCCACUCAUCCCUCCACCUCGGUUGCCCAUUACUGUCCCUCCUCCUGGUUUUCCUCCUCCACCUAGUGGGCCUCCUCCUGCUAUGAUCCCCACUCUAGACAGUGGCCACCCUGGAGGUUAUGAUGGACGCUCUGUCCCGCCGUACCCAUUCCCUCAAGGUGCGUUCCCUCCACCCAUGGCUGGAGGUGUUCCUCCUCCUUGGCCCCCAAUGAUGGACAACUCUAAACAGUGGGACUACUAUUCUCGCCGAGACGACAAGAGAGACAAAGACAGAGAGAGACCCAGAGAAAGGACACACGAGCGGGAGAGAGACAGGGAGCACAGUCCAUCAGCCAUGAGCUACACCAGCGACGAGGAGCGGUAUCGUUACCGUGAGUACCAGGAGCGUGGUUACGGAGAGCGCCAUCGCGAUCGGUCAAGCAGAGAGAAGGAGGAAAGGCACAGAGAGAGGCGGCAUCGAGAGAAAGAGGAGGGGCGCCACAAGUCUUCUCGCAGCAGUAGUAGCAGAAGGAGACAUGACAGCGAGGAGGGAGACAGCCACCGGAGGCACAAACACAAGAAGAGCAAGAGGAGCAAAGAGGGGAAGGAGGCCAGCGAGGAGAUGGGUGCAGACCAAGAGAACCAGGAGGCCAUGGAGUAGAGAGCGCCACCUACUAUUGCUUGUCUGUCUGUCUGUCUGACUCCUGGAGAUAACUGCAGAACGUCACAGUGUGACUGAUGUGUCCCGUCACUUCUUUCCCCAUCAGUCUCCGGCUUCCUCUAUCCCCCUGUCGUUAAUCCUCAACAACAGUAGACAGUAAAUGGAUGGAACAGAAGAGGUGACAGAGGAGGGAUAAUCCUCCUCCUACUCCAUCACCACCCGACAUUGGGCAGAGCAGGAGUCUGUCUUUUAUGGCCUCUUGACCCUUCUCACUUCUCUGUUUAGGUUUUGCUCAGAUAUUUCUCUGUAAAAUCAGGACCAUCAGUGGAAUUUGCUUUUUUGUCAUCUGUUUGUUGUCCUUUUGUUCUUGUCCUGUAGAGAAAAAAAUCUGUCAGUUUAAGUUCAAUUAAAAACACCUUUGAUAAAAA